Molecule: messenger RNA, 3060 nt
Organism: Knipowitschia caucasica
Lineage: Eukaryota; Metazoa; Chordata; Actinopteri; Gobiiformes; Gobiidae
Source: the annotation of a GenBank genome assembly
AUGGCUGGGCAACAAGAUGAGGCAGAGGAGGAAUAUGUUGAGCACCAGUAUAUGUGCAGUGAAUGCCACCAACUCUUCAAUACACUGGAGGAUGUACUCGUUCACCAGCAGAUCCACAUUGCCGCAGAAGGAGAAGGAGAGGAAGGCAUGAUCGUCCAAGACAUCCCAGAGGUGGAUCAAAACCAACAGUACCAGUGUCUUGAGUGUGGGACACUGCUGGUUAAUGCUGAGGAACUUCUACAGCACCAAGAAAUGCACAUGGGAGAGGUUGGAGCAGAAAUGAGACAAGACUUGUGUGAGGUUGAAGUGGAAGUAAACCAGUCUCAAGCUUCACAGCCAGUCCAGUACCAGUGCUUGGAUUGUUUGGCUCUCUUUAAUUCUGCCGAAACAUGGCUGGAGCAUAGACACACUCACAGUCGGAGUAUUACUCAUUCUAAUGCUGACACAACGGUUGAGUAUCUCCUACAGCCUGAUGGCACCAUCACUCCUCUUAAUAGUGUGCAGAAUCAUGUCCUAAGUGAGGAGCAGGCAGGAGAGAUUUUGGCACAGGUGUUAGCUCAUCAGCAGCAACAGAAGAAGCAUCACUCUAUGAGAAAACCAGUUCAAUCCAGUCGCUCAACACUGCUGCCGUCUGUGACACCAGCCCCUGGCUCUGCAACCAUGCAUUUGCAAAUACUAACUGCUCAAGCCUUGGCUGACAAAUCCAUCUCGCCUGCUCGCUCAAAGUUGCUGUCUGCAAGUUCGAAACAGGGACUCACUGAAAACGGUGUUCAAAGAAUGGAGCUGAGGUUAGCUCCAAAGUUUCAGAACCAUCCACAGUCAACAGAAAUGGUGCUUCUCAGCCACCCAUAUGAAUGCUCCGAGUGCUCCCUUCUCUUUAACACGCCAGAAGAUUUCCUGCAGCACCAGGGGGAGCACUUCUUAGCCCAGGAUAAAGAGAGUGAGGAGACGGGGGUCUUGAGCACCUUCGACGAGUUAAGAGUGAGGAAAGCCGCUGAGAUACGACUUUGUUUUAAAGAAAAUAAUCCAACAAAGUGUGAUCUCUGCCAUCGAACCUUUGCCUCCGCGAGCAGGAUGGCUAUUCACAGACGUGUGCACGAUCAGGGCACAUUUGAAUGCUGUGAGUGCGGGAAAAUAUUCAAAAGACUCAUGUCCUUGGAGUCCCACAUGCGCACUCACACAGGGGUGGCCCGGUUUUUGUGUGUGGACUGUGGACAGGGCUUUGGUACAGAGUUGACACUAAUAACUCACAGGAAGUCACACACUGCCAAUCCAUUCUACAAAUGCACUUUUUGUGACAAAGUGUUUACCAGUAUGACCAAACAACUUUACCACAGACGUAUCCACCUAAAUCAUAAUAUCUCUGCGCAAACAAACACAUUCACGAUGUCCCCCCAGAAAAGAGCACCCAUAUCGGCUCUUGCAAUACUGCAGAAAGCCCGUGAGAAGUGCACUCUCUGGCCCUCUCUGGAGGAGGAUCAAGUACAAAAUAUGGACUGUAGUGAGCGACAAAAUCAGCAAACAGAGGAAAGUCAAGAAGACGUGAAACCGGUGAUAAACAGCAUGGAAGUAGCAGUAGCCGAUAACGACAGGAGCCAAGAAACAAACGUUGCCUCAGAGCCAGAACAGGCUGUGUUGUCUCCUGAGGAAAAAGGGGACAAGACUGACCUACCCGCUGUGAGCGCAGAUAAACACAAUUUCUCUUGUCGUAGCUGCUCCAAGUUGUUUUCCUCUCAGAAACAGCUGGUCCAUCAUAGAAGGAAGGCCCAUGCCGCAGAGUGCAGCUUUAUGUGUGGUAUCUGCGGAAAGGCCUUCAAGAAGCAGAUACACGUGAACAACCACAUCCGAAGUCACACCGGAGAACGCCCGUAUCAGUGUUCUGACUGCGGCAAAACCUUCACUCUCCUCGCCAACCUCAUCCGCCACAGCAUCAUUCACUCCGGUGUCCGGCCGUAUUGCUGUGACGUGUGCCAUCGCUCAUUCUCCCAGUCGUCCAACCUCCGCAACCAUAGUUUACUUCACUCAAACGCACCGGUGCUGUCUUGCCCCGACUGCCCCACUAAAUUUCGCCAUCCCGUCAAGCUUGCCAUCCAUCGCUUUAGGCAACACCCCGGUUCUCCAUCCCCGUUCGCCUGCCUGCACUGCGAGGCCGGCUUCGUAUCCAGGAGGCAGCGUGACGCACAUUGUCUCAAGCAGCACCCCUCUCUGGUUGGCACUGUUCCCAAGACUGAGAAGAAGAACCACAAUGCACCUGUGUGUUCCGAUAGGUCAUCACAGCCUUCCACAUCCUCCACUAAGGAUGCGCAGCCAGCUGCACUAGCCAUAACCGGAAACAGCUUGGAUUGUAACAUAUGCGGAAAGAAGCUCAACACCUCGGCAAAUCUGCGCCUUCACCGACUCAGCCACUUCGCUCUGGGGCCCGCGCGCCAACGACCGGCCCCGGGGAAGCGACCGAAAGCUCACCAGUGUCCAGACUGCGGGAAACAGUUUGUCUCCUCGUCGGGCGUCGCACUGCACCAGAGAGUGCACACCGGCGAGCGCCCGUUCCCCUGUCAAGUGUGCGGCAAGCGGUUCCGUCAAAACACACACCUACGCGAGCACCUGCGCACACAUUCAGGCGAGCGGCCUUUCACCUGCGAGGUCUGCCACAAGAGCUUCAUCCAGAGCAUGCACCUGGCAGAGCACCGGCGGACGCACACGGGUGAGCGGCCGCACGUCUGCCCUCUGUGCGGUAAGGCGUUCAAGACUUUUUCCAACCUGCGGAGCCACAAGAAAACUCACGCCCGCCAGCAGCAGGUGGAAAAGUCCGCUCCUCAGCAAGACAUGGAGACUGAGGCGGCUGACGCUGUGGUGGAUGGCAACACCGUAGAAGCGGCAAAUGUACAGCAUCAAGUCUUUCAAAUCAGAACAUCGGACAUCGAGCAGAUGCAGGGAACUCCCACUAUCAUGUGUAAUGAGUUUGGGGAGACCAUAGCCAUCAUCGAGACCAGUGAAGGAGGAGCCCUGCCGCUGGAGCAGGCCUUGGAGAUCUAUCAGGCCGCCCUGGAGAACGGCCUAUGA